GUAGAGGUGCCAGUCGGACGAGACCCAGAUCGUUUUAGACUAUAUGAAACAACCAUACAACUAACAAACAAACGGACAGUCAAGUUUCUCUUUUCUUUGGUGAACGGUUUAAGAUUGUUUGUCAACAACACGGCCAAAAACAGACGUCGUUUAGCGUUUGUUGAAGACACCAUCUGAGAGGUGGUGGGAGUGAUCAUGAAGUCCACUCCUUCUCCUCCACCAGCAUUUGUUAGUGACCGAGACCUGACUGAGAUUGAGCUCCAUUCAGUGGAGUCUAUCAGUGAUCUGCAUCGCACAAACACUGAGCAGCACUCUAAAGGUGUUCUACCACCCCGUCCACCACCUCCCUCCACCAAUGGGACCCUCCAGAUGCAAGACAGGAUAGUUGUUUAUCAAACUGGGCAAAGUGCUGGAAGGCCCUGUGUGAGCAGACUGAAAGACAUUUGCACUUCCACUAGGUGGCACUAUUUUUUAGCAUGUGCAGCCAUCAUCGUAUUCCUCCUGACGCUCAUUCUAAUCUUCGCUUUUUUAGUCCAUCAGAGCAAUGCUUUACAAACGCUCUUGGAGGUGAUGAAACAGCAACAGAAAACGUUUGAGGAAAUUUCCCAAUUUUUACAAGGGCCACAAAAGCUGCGCUUCAACCUCACCGUAGUGCCCGAUGAGCAGCGACCAUGACAACGUA
This is a messenger RNA of Triplophysa rosa, 682 nucleotides long. RefSeq lists its product as uncharacterized. The transcript is spliced from 4 exons. The record is from RefSeq and is a predicted model, not a curated record. Bases 196 to 675 code for a protein of 159 amino acids. Lineage: Eukaryota; Metazoa; Chordata; Actinopteri; Cypriniformes; Nemacheilidae.